This is a messenger RNA of Phytophthora megakarya, 849 nucleotides long. The record is from the annotation of a GenBank genome assembly. Lineage: Eukaryota; Oomycota; Peronosporomycetes; Peronosporales; Peronosporaceae.
AUGUACAAACGGGUCGACAAGCUGCUCGACGUCGGUGGACGGUGGAACUUGUCGAUCAGCGUAGCUAAGAGCUACUGGGGCCGAUGCAAGGUGGCAUAUCUGGGACACAAAGUAUCCGCGGCCGGUCUGGAAGCAAACCCGACGGAACUGGAUUUAAUCGCUAACCUUCCGUUCCCCACUAAACUGAAAGCGAUGCAUUGUUUCAUGGAGGACUUCGCAGUCUACGCCGCGAUCCUGUACGAGUUGCGGGAAGCGGACUUUCACGAAAUCACCAGGAUGAACCCAGAAGGGACUCGGGAGACGCGUGGUGAUGACGGCCUAAUAACUGGGGCGAGCAUGAUAGCGAGAGCGAAGAAUGCAUUCACUAUGUUGAAAGCGAAGAGUAUCGCCACGACAGUUUUGAAACACUUCGACCCAGAACGUAUUCCCGUCAUCUUGCUCUACGCGAACAAAUGGGCUAUAUCAGCGGCAUUGAUGCAGGAACACGAAGGUGUAUACCAUCCGGGGACCUUCACCAGUCGCACGUUGAAGGCAAACGAACUCAACUAUGGAGUGGUGGAUAAAGAGUUAUUGGCUCUUCUAUCGAUCAAGGUCCUGUCGCGAUUCUCAACCUUGGCCUGGCUGCUCAAGUCGAACGGGUUUGACGAUCGAUUGGGUAGAUGGGCCGCACUGCUGUCGGGAUGGACGUUGGAGGUCACAAAAUGUGUAAAAGACGAAGAAGAAAUCAUUGGAACAAUCGCAGCUAGUAUCACUCCCAGAGCAGAUGUGGAUGAAGCCCUAGUCGCGAUAGCACCAAAGAAACAACCACGCAAAAUGAUCACCAUGCCUCCACCGACGAGAAUCUCUUAG